AGGGCUAAAGGGUAGAGGGAGGCGGUGUUCUAAUGACAGCAGCCACUGGGCCACUCCUUUCAACUGAACGUUUGGAGGCUAGGGGCGCUCUUCUCUGUCUUAUAAAAAAAAAAGCCAAAGGGUAGCGUUGGCUGCUGAAAGCCUGACGGCCGGUACUCAGGGCUCUUUCAGAGUCAGGCAGGGUCUGCGGUCGCACUUGUUGCCCAGGCCUACAUAGCCCGCAGCCACCCCGGGACUUACCCCUCCGUGCGCCCCUCUCCAAAAGCCGGCGCGGCGGCGGUGAGCUGCAGGGAAUCCCCAGCUGCGGUGGGCCGGCAUGGUGAAUAUAAUUGAGCUCAGCCACAGUUAGAAGGUCAGCGAACCCUUCCCGCCGCUGGGCUUCGGAGGAGAUGGGCCGCUACUCGGGCAAGACUUGCAGGUUGAUCUUCAUGCUGGUGCUCACCACCGGUUUCUUCGUGGCUGAGCUGGUGUCGGGCUAUCUGGGCAAUUCCAUCGCUCUUAUCUCGGACUCUUUUAACAUGCUGUCCGAUCUGAUCUCGUUCUGCGUGGGGCUCACCGCCGAGUUCAUCUCUCGCCGACACACAGGUGCCCGAGCCACUCACGGCUACAGGCGAGCAGAGGUAGUGGGGACAUUGAGCAACGCCGUCUUCCUCACAGCCUUGUGUUUCACCAUUUUCGUGGAGGCCAUCCUGCGCCUGGCCCGGCCAGAGCGUAUUGAUGAUCCAGAACUAGUGCUCAUCGUAGGGGCCCUGGGACUGGCGGUCAACGUGGUGGGCUUGCUGAUCUUCCAGGACUGUUCCUCCUGGUUCACCUGUGGCCGCCGCCGGCGACGUCUGAAUGGCAGCAAAAGAGGUCCCUCGGCACCUCCGGAGGCAGUAAGCGCGCAGCAGCAGCAGCUGUCUGUGCCAACUGCUGGAGUACCGGGUUCGGAUUCGGCCUUAACUCUCCGGGUGGCCUCCAACCCUCGGAAGGCGGAGAAAAGGGUGACUCUGCAGCCGCGUGAAGCAGGGGCAGGGGAGGAGGGUUUUGUUAACACCCAGAAUGAACCUCAAGAGAAGAUUAUGAAAAAAAAAGAAAAAGUCGGAAGCCCUAGAGUAUCAGAGGUAUGUUAUUCUAAGAUCUUUAUGAAAGGACAAUCUUUUCGAUAACGCAUACUUCCACAAUUGUUCUUUAUUUCCAUUGGUUUUCAGGAGAGGAGAAAUUUGUCUGAAAAUAUUCAAAUUGCACUUACAAGUGUAAUUGGUUCCCCUAGUUUCUUAUUUCCUCAUUGCUUCUAAAGGGAUAUUAUAGCUCAAUUUUAGAGUGACACUGAUCAUAUCCCGUAGUUGAACACAUUUGCUAAUUAUUACUCUUCUUUUUGCUUCUCCUAAUUUUCCCUAAUCCUAUAGUAUAGUCUCUUUUUGGUAGAAUCAUAGAAGCAUUGUAGUUUAAUGGAAAGACUAUUGAUUUAAAGUUGGAUGAGCUGGAUUCUAAUCUUUCCUUUUUCUGCUUACUAUCUGUAUUAAUCACAUUGUGCAAGUUAUUUGACUAUUCUGUGCUUCUAACUCAUCUCUAAGGUGUUUGUGUGUGUGUGUGUUGGAAUUGGACUACACCUUUAAUCUAUGAUAUAUUGGAGACUAGUAUUUUCAUCAGUUGAUCAGUUUCAAGCUUCAUCUUCAGGAAUGUGAGACCCUGGAAAUUGCCAAGGCAGGUUUUUCUAGAGUGUGAGACCCCUGAGGCCCUGGAAUCCAAAUUUUCCUCCCAUGAAAUUUCUUUCAAGUACAACCCUGAAGGUCCCAGUGAAAGUCGAGAGUUGAUGGUUUAAUGUUUCCACCACUAUAUUUUGAGUUGUCCUGCCAUCUAAACUCAUGAUCAUAGAAUCAGCAUUGGUUUAGGCAGGGUUUCUCAACUUGAUAUUUUGAAAGAAAAAAAAAAAUGAUUAUUUCAAUAUAAUUUCUUUCCUUUUGUAAUUUUGUUUUGCAUUAAAAACAUCUUUCUGCCAAAAAAUAAUGCUCCCCUCUCCCAUCUCAAAGUUUAAAUUUUCUGCUCUAGGGUAGUUUUUAUCUAGAUAGAAUUUUGUCAGAACCUUCCCUUAGCAGCAUUAGAGCCAACAUUUAGGGACUGGGUCCCCCCAAAGACAGAAAAACCUAUUCUUGACUUUGGGAAACAUAGUAAUGAUUAGACUAAACUUUAGACUGGACAUGGUGGUGCAUCCCUGUAGUCCAUUCUGGAGUGGCUGAUUCUUGUGGAUCAUUUGAAUUGCAAUAGGAAUGAAACUGAUCAAGUGACCAUUCUAAGUAUAGUACCCAUAUGGCAAGGCACUAGAAUUUUAUUUUUGAGGGGAAGGAAUACAAGGCUGCCAAGGGAAGAGUAAAGCAGCUCAAGUUAUCUAUGAAUCAGGUCAAAAUUUUCCACAGUGCAGGGAUCCAUAAUGUAACCAUCCAGCCAGAAUAUGUGGACCAGGAGGAAUCCUUGGAGCAGGACUGGAUGGAUGCUCCUCUGUAAUUCACUGUGCAUCUCCAAAGCAUGUGUGAAUCAUCUCUGUUGCCCUCCAGAGAUGCAAUCCCUUACUCACAUCAAUGGUUGUGCAGAGCCCAAUGGUUGUCCUCCAACUGCAACAUAUAGAAGUGAUGGCUUAAGUCGAAAUGACACAGCUGCAAUUAUCAUCGAAGCAGAAUGUCAUGGUGAUAGUGGGCCAGCCGCUAAAGAGAAACAAGGAGAUCUGAUCUUUGUCAAUAGCACCCAUUUUUAAUUUGGUCUCAGCUUUGAAAGUCAACUGAUUGAGAAAAGCAGCUUAACCACCAGUCACCUCAUGCUUAUCCUUGUCUAUUUCCUGAAUGGUGACCAAUAACCAAAAUUAGUAAUGUAAUAAUGUGUUAAAAUAAGGGAUGAAGUCCUUUUAAAAAAUUUGGGCAAUUUUAAGAUUCACAAGCACUUCCUACCCUACCCUACCUAAACUAUGCAGGUGAAUAUGGUUAACCUGUUGACCUAUUAACCUGUAAACCUAUGUGUUUAUCUGAGCAUCUUCCCUUUAGUCAAGAACAUUAGUUUGAACUUUUAUUUCCUGAAGUAAAUUAAAAAAGUGUAGAGACAAUAUGAGCUAGAGACUAAUUCAAAUUUUUUUAAGAACUGGGAUUUGAAUAUUCUCUCCUCCUUACCCUGACCCUUUUUUGGGAAUCAUUUUUGACUGAGUUGUUUUAGUAUACUCUGAGGUGAACUCUGGAUAAUAUAAGCUUUACUGUUGUGCUUUUCUGAAUCAUCAAUAAUGAAUUUCACAGUAGUGUUCUAUUCUGUCCUUCCAUCUCUCUUACAUCUUCUCUUUGAUAGAGAAUAAAAUGGGGUCUUAAUAAGCUGGAAAAGACUCUCAGGAACAGUAGAAGAGAUCAUUGAGUUCAACAAAAGAAAUUUUUUUUUUCUUUAUAAUAUAUUUGCUUCAGAGGUGGAGAAA
Molecule: messenger RNA, 3427 nt
Organism: Sarcophilus harrisii (Tasmanian devil)
Lineage: Eukaryota; Metazoa; Chordata; Mammalia; Dasyuromorphia; Dasyuridae
Product: zinc transporter 10-like
Biological process (GO): manganese ion transport; detoxification of zinc ion; intracellular zinc ion homeostasis
Cellular component (GO): membrane
Molecular function (GO): zinc ion transmembrane transporter activity
Source: RefSeq, a predicted model, not a curated record